Molecule: messenger RNA, 282 nt
Organism: Trichomonas vaginalis G3
Lineage: Eukaryota; Parabasalia; Trichomonadida; Trichomonadidae
Product: Cullin family protein binding
Exons: 1
Coding region: 1-282 (93 amino acids)
Biological process (GO): positive regulation of mitotic metaphase/anaphase transition; protein ubiquitination; anaphase-promoting complex-dependent catabolic process
Cellular component (GO): nucleus; anaphase-promoting complex
Molecular function (GO): cullin family protein binding; zinc ion binding; ubiquitin protein ligase activity
Source: RefSeq, a predicted model, not a curated record
AUGACUUCAGAAGCCCCUACACAUCCUAGAGUUCAUAUUAAGUCAUGGAAAUGCGUUGCUUCAUGGAAAUGGGAUGUUGCUGAAGAAAAUGGGUGCAGCAUUUGUAACACAGAAUUUGAAAUGGCUGCUCCUGGAAUUAAAUUUCCUGGAGAUGACUCCCCAAUUGUUUUAGGACGAUGCGGUCAUGCAUUUCAUUUGCAAUGUAUUGAAAAAUGGAUAUACAGACCUGGAUCAACAGGUACAUGUCCAAUUUGUCGACGACCAUUCGAAUUCAAGAAUUAA